AAAGGAUGACCGGCUUCGGUGUCGUCUCUAGACUGGCCAGUCCCGGCCAUCACUGGGUCGACAUCAUCGAUAUCUCCGAAUUCAAAAAGUCGGCGGAGAAGGGACGCGAGGUGAUGUUCGGUAUGCAUCACGUCCUUGACUCGUACAUGAACCGGUCGUUGGUGUUUGGGACGACGAUCGCAAGACGCCAAACACGCUUCUGGAAGAUGUCACGGGAGGGAUUGGUAACAACUGAGCCAAUUGAUUUUCAUACGGAGGCCCUGUUGUUCAUCGAGCACACGGCUCGGCUCGCAUAUGCCAGCACGGCACAGCUUGGCAUUGACGACACGGCCGCACUGACUCAGGACAAGGAGCGCAUCGCGACCAUAUCAAUCAAUAAGGAGACAUACUUUAUCGUCCGCACCCUCUUCCAGCACCCAGCUCACAAUAUAUGCAGCCGUGCCGCCCGUAUUUGCGGUUAGGUGCCAAGGCGAUCCUCCGAACGCACCCCAGAAGGCGCUGAAAGACUACUGGACGCCGAAAACGCGUGCCUCCGAGGCCGCGAUUCGAUGGAGUCACUGAGGCGUAUGCUAAAGCGAAUCCCGCCCUAGGUUGGGAAGACGCAAAGCAGACUGCUCUCGCUCACUUCAUGCCUGUUGAGGCUGAAUGGGUUGUCGAAGUGGAUGGUCGACCUCAUGAAACGCCCGGGGAUGUCGAUAACAAGCAAGGCCAUGCUAAGGAAACCUACUCGCUGCCCUCGACCGGCAUGUUCGGCGAGCUCCUGCCUGCAUCCUCGGGAAGCCAAUCCCGUAGCCUGUCUGGCCAAGAUCUCCGUACUACACGAAUUCCACAUCCU
Molecule: messenger RNA, 835 nt
Organism: Dacryopinax primogenitus
Lineage: Eukaryota; Fungi; Basidiomycota; Dacrymycetes; Dacrymycetales; Dacrymycetaceae
Exons: 3
Coding region: 6-461 (151 amino acids)
Source: RefSeq, a predicted model, not a curated record